This is a messenger RNA of Hyla sarda, 1246 nucleotides long. RefSeq names its product 3-hydroxyanthranilate 3,4-dioxygenase (gene HAAO). The transcript has 12 exons. Gene Ontology annotation, molecular function: 3-hydroxyanthranilate 3,4-dioxygenase activity; iron ion binding. The record is from RefSeq and is a predicted model, not a curated record. Lineage: Eukaryota; Metazoa; Chordata; Amphibia; Anura; Hylidae. Gene Ontology annotation, cellular component: cytoplasm. Gene Ontology annotation, biological process: 'de novo' NAD+ biosynthetic process from L-tryptophan; quinolinate metabolic process. Bases 272 to 1162 code for a protein of 296 amino acids.
GCCCUGUGGUCGUUGGAUAGGGGAUAAGAUGUGUAAGCACCGGAGUACCCCUUUAAACCUAGGAAAGAGGAGGGAGACCCCCUGCAGGAGAGGUGGCACAAUAUACAUACAAAGUCCAGAAACAGUUUGCUCAAAUCUCAAGUGUGCAAACCUUAAAGGGGUACUUCGCUCCAGUCCCCCUGCAAUCUCAAGGCCGGUGACCGCGACAUAUUCAGAACACGGAAACUUGGAGCUUCUGUGUUCAUGACAUCACGCCAGACUCCCUCCAUUCAUGACUAUGGGAGGGGGUGUGAGGGCUAGUACAGGGAUCCAAAUCUCAAAGCAUAAAAAAGAAAGAGGAUCAUUCGUAGGAAGCACAGAAGAAACUAGGCCGGGUAACAGGCACAAUAAUCAGCUGACAGUAAUGUUUGUAGGAGGCCCGAACCAGAGGAAGGAUUAUCACAUCGAAGAAGGAGAAGAGCUAUUUUACCAGUUAGAAGGAGAUAUGUGCCUGAAGAUAAUAGAGAAUGGAGAACAUAAGGACAUCAACAUUAAAGAAGGGGAGAUGUUUCUGCUUCCUGCUCGGAUACCGCAUUCUCCGCAAAGAUUCCCACAUACGGUGGGGCUGGUGUUUGAGAGGAGGAGAUCGGAGGCCGAAAAAGAUGGCUUGAGGUAUUACGUGAACAAUUCGACUGAAGUUUUAUUUGAAAAGUGGUUUCACUGUGAAGAUCUUGGAGUUCAGCUCGCACCAAUAAUCAAUGAAUUUUUCAACUCAAAACAAUAUAAAACAGGAAAACCUGACCCAGACCAAAUACCACAAAGACCGCCAUUCCCGAUAAAUACCGAGAAAGUGAUGGAAGCAUUUUCCUUUCAGAGUUGGCUAGAUACACACCGUUCCGAAAUAGAGAAGAAAAAAUCUGUCAGUUUGUUUGAAGACCGAUAUGAAACUAAGGCUACAGUCUAUGGAGAAGGAGAAACUAGAGAUACCACAUUACCUACGGAUACCUGGUUAUGGCAGCUGGAGGGCUCCUCGGUGGUAUCUGUAGGUGACAAGGUUCUGACACUGACUACUGGAGACAGCCUUCUCAUACCUCUGCAGACUAAAUUUUCCUGGAAGAGACAUGAUGGGUGCAUCGCCUUCUGCGUUUGCCUGGAUCCGGCUCAAAGAAAACCUUACAAUUAAUCACACGAUCAGAGAAUUUCCAGAUCUGCUACACAUUUCUUAUGACACCAUUUCAUUAAACAUGUUCAUGAAUAAACCAGAUGU